This is a messenger RNA of Thermochaetoides thermophila DSM 1495, 1689 nucleotides long. Its product is annotated as sulfuric ester hydrolase-like protein. The record is from RefSeq and is a predicted model, not a curated record. The transcript has 3 exons. Gene Ontology annotation, molecular function: sulfuric ester hydrolase activity. The coding region runs from base 1 to 1689 and encodes 562 amino acids. Lineage: Eukaryota; Fungi; Ascomycota; Sordariomycetes; Sordariales; Chaetomiaceae.
AUGGCACCAGACAUCAAUACCCUUCCUCCCUCCCCCCCAAAACCCCUUAACAACACCCGAAGCGGCAACACCACCAAUGACACCCCUCUCGAAGAGCUCCCCAACAUCCUCUAUAUCAUGGCCGACCAGCUCUCGGCGCCCCUCCUAAAAAUGUACAACCCCUCCUCGCAAAUUCUCACGCCCAACCUCGACGCGCUCGCCACCAAAUCCGUCCUGUUCGACUCCGCCUAUUGCCCUUCCCCUUUGUGCGCCCCCUCCCGCAUGUCCAUGAUCACGGGCCUCCUCCCCAUGAAAAUUGGCGCCUUCGAUAAUGCCUGCCAGAUCGCGAGCGACAUCCCCACGUACGCGCAUUACCUGCGUCUGAGAGGGUAUCAUACCGUGCUUGCGGGGAAGAUGCAUUUUGUGGGGGAGCAGCUGCAUGGGUAUGAGACGAGGCUGACGACGGAUAUUUAUCCGGGGGAUUUUGGGUGGGUGGUGAAUUGGGAUGAGCCAGAGAGACGGCUGGAGUGGUAUCAUAAUGCUAGUUCGAUACUGCAGGCGGGGGUUUGUAUUAGGAGUAAUCAGUUGGAUUAUGAUGAGGAGGUUAUGUAUAGGGCGAGGCAGUUUUUGUAUGAUCAUGUUAGGGAGGGGGUGAAGGGGAGGAGGCCUUUUUGUUUGACUGUCUCCUUGACACAUCCACACGAUCCAUACACCAUUGAGCAGAAGUACUGGGAUCUGUACGAGGGCGUCGACAUUGAGCUGCCUAAGGUCCAGAUUCCGAAAGAGCAGCAGGACCCCCACAGCAAGCGCUUACUCAAGGUCUGCGACCUCUGGGAUCAAGAGUUCGACGAGGAGCAGAUCAAGCGUGCCCGAAGAGCCUACUACGGUGCGGUCAGCUAUGUCGACGACUGCGUCGGCCAGCUGCUGGACGUUCUCAAGAAGUGCCGUCUAGGAGACAACACCAUCGUUAUCUUCAGCGGCGACCACGGCGAUAUGCUCGGCGAGAGAGGUCUCUGGUACAAAAUGAACUACUUCGAGCCCUCCAUUCGCGUCCCCUUCCUAAUCUACGACCCCUCUGGCCGCUUCACUCCGCAUCGCGUGACCGCCAACGUGUCAACUCUCGACAUCCUCCCCACAAUGUGCGACCUCGUUGGCACGAAGCCACACCCAUCCCUCCCCAUGGACGGCGUCUCCCUCCUUCCGCACCUCGAAGGCCGUUCCGACGAAGGCCACGACGAGGUCUUCGCCGAGUAUACUGGCGAGGGUACCGUCUCCCCGCUCAUGAUGAUCCGUCGGGGGAAGUGGAAAUACGUGACCUGCCCGGCGGACGGGUCGCAGUUGUAUAAUAUGGCUGCAGACCCGCUUGAGCUGAACGAUCUUGUUAAGUCCGGGGUAGUAGAGAGGGAUGAAAAGAUCAAGAAAGUAUUCGAAGCAUUCGAACGGGAGGCAAAAGAAAAGUGGGAUUUUGAGGACAUCACAAAACAGGUGCUGCAUUCGCAGCGGAAGAGGAGGCUGGUGUGGGCGGCGCUGACGAAGGGCAAGUUUACAAGCUGGGACUAUAGUCCUGUGGAUGAUGGGCGGGAGAAGUAUAUUCGGUCGCAUAUACCGCUGGAUGAUUUGGAGAGGAGGGCGAGGUUCCCGGCAGUGGAUGAGUUUGGGCGGGAGGCGAGGAGCGUGGUGGUUGACCAGGCUGGGUCGCAUGGGGAGUGA